UCGAGACUGAAAGCAAUGCCAGAGAUGCAUCCGUUAAUACAACGCGACAGCGCAGCUAGCAGAGCAGCAGCGGCAGCAGCAAGAGCAGCGGCGGCAAUCGGAACAGCAGCAACAGCAACAGCAACGAAAUUAACAACAACGAGUAGCAGUAAAUGUAACAACAAUAACAACAACAACAGCUUAACACUAACUAUAAUGCGCCCAGCAACAAAAACAAACUCCAAAUUUCACAAACGCCGACGAAAGCGACAGCGGAGUGAAGAGUGCAGCAACAACAGCAACAGCAGCAACAACAGCAACAGCAUUACAGCAACAGCAACAACAACAAUCCGUAGAAGAUGUAGCAUCCCAUAUCUAAGCAGAACUGGCGCCUAUCUGACGCUUCUACUGCUCACUACAACAUGUUCCUUGUGCGCUGUUACCGCCGCAUCAACAGCUUCCACCUCCGCCUCCACAGCCUCCGCGUCUAGUGCUGCCACCGGCGCUGCCGCUGCCGCUGCCGCACCCGCCUCUGCGACGAGCAGCAGCAGCAGCAUUGGCGGCUUCGUGCCGCCCAGUUCGCCUUGCGCGCCGCAGCAUUGGUGGGAUCAGGUGCAGGACAAGUGCAUGCCCUGCACCGUCUGCCAGGGCGAGAUGAUACCGCUGCGCCCCUGCCAGCUGCACAUCGACACCGUUUGCCGCUCCAUCUACGAGCUGAAGAUCGACUGGGUGGUGCUGGCCAAGACGGAGCCCAACUGGAAGGAGCGCCGAAAGUCAUCGGAAUAUGAGCACUUCGAUCAGCCGACGCCGCUGCAGCACUUGACCCACGAGCAGCUGCAGCAGCUGCACGAGGAGGCGGCCGCUGCACUGCCCCUCGACUGGCAGACGGGCGCCCUCUUCAUAGCGGUGCUCGCCUGCCUGCUCUUCUUCUCGGUCGCCGCCUGCAUACUCAUCCAUCACAUGCGCCAAUGGCGCCGCAUGGAGCGCCGACUGGACCAAG
Molecule: messenger RNA, 979 nt
Organism: Drosophila navojoa
Lineage: Eukaryota; Metazoa; Arthropoda; Insecta; Diptera; Drosophilidae
Gene: wgn
Product: Tumor necrosis factor receptor superfamily member wengen
Molecular function (GO): protein binding
Source: RefSeq, a predicted model, not a curated record